This is a messenger RNA of Oncorhynchus gorbuscha (pink salmon), 2102 nucleotides long. Its product is annotated as SLAIN motif-containing protein 1-like. The transcript is spliced from 9 exons. NCBI's taxonomy places the organism in Eukaryota, Metazoa, Chordata, Actinopteri, Salmoniformes, Salmonidae. The record is from RefSeq and is a predicted model, not a curated record. Gene Ontology annotation, biological process: positive regulation of microtubule polymerization; cytoplasmic microtubule organization; microtubule nucleation. Bases 203 to 2008 code for a protein of 601 amino acids. Gene Ontology annotation, cellular component: microtubule plus-end.
UGUAGCACGCCACCAUCCCUUAUUGGGUGACAUCUGAAAGCUCUAGUCCUGAUGGACACUAGAGCAAGCGAGAUACAACCCAUACCCAAAUCACAGUGUGGGCAACGGGUGAGCUGAGACUUGAGUGUAGCUUACCCCGUCCACCAUUUAAUAAAACAUAUAUCGGGUAUUUGUACUUUUCCAUCCAACGGAUGCAGCAGUGAUGAACCCCCAGAUAAUGACGGAUGUCAACGGCAACAGCAAUGCCGCGAACGCAGAACUGGAGGUGAAAAAGCUCCAAGAGCUUGUUCGGAAAUUGGAGCGGCAAAAUGAGCAAUUGAGGACGCGGGCGAACGGUUGCACUGGCAACCCCCACAUUCUACCUCCCUCCCCGGCCUACAUGGCCGGGAGCUACUGCAUACCUAGCCCGUUACCGACGCUACUGUGCCAGUCUUCCUUGGAGUCAUUUUUCCCGUUGGACGAACCGUUCGAAUAUUUCCAUUCGCAUCAUGUUGAUACUGCUCUCGAGACGGAGGCUGAUUAUAUGGAACGUACGGUUCUGGAUGAGGUGGACAUUCUGGACCUAGAUGCUCUAUUCUCAAUUGAAGACUCUGAAGCUACCUGGCUGUAUGUGUCAGCCAAGGCCCGGCUGUGGAGGGAGAGCCUUGUUACCCCCCUCCAGUGGAGCAGACAGGUCCUUGACAGCCCCAGAACAGAGGUGGAGUCGGCCCGCUCACUGUGCCUCAGGUUGGACCAAGUCCAUAGGUGGCGUGGGGUCUUCUCCAGCCACUCUUCCCCUGCCCUCCCCCUGAGACGUGUAGCUGGAGUGUCCCCCCUCAGUGCCUCGUUCUCCAGGUCCUGCCCCACCCCUCCGCCCGCUAACAGACCUGCCUCAUUCUCCUCACCCCUCCAUCCUCUCCUCCACCUGUCCCUGACUCCUGUAGGGAAGGCUGAGAGAAUUCCCACAUUCCUCCCAGCCAAUCACUCAGCCAAUCACAGCCGCAGCCUCCGGCGGUUCCUCCUCAGCCCCCAGUCUUCCAUGGACAGUGAGCUCAGUGCCUCCGAGCUGGAGGAUGACUCCAUCACGCAGGGAUACAAGCUGCAGGAUCUUGUUGACGUCCAGGUCAUGGCUCGUCUGCAGGAGGACAGUCUUCGUCAGGACUACGCCACCACCUCCAUCAACCGCCGCAGCGCCAGCUUCUCCUUCCUCUCCCUUCAGCACAACGGCGAGGCUGACCUGGAGGAGGAAGAGGAUGAGGAAGAGUAUGGGCAGCUACCUCCUCCCCAGCCCCGUCUGACCCGUGUGGGACCCACCCUGCAGCGCGGCCUCUCCCACUCCCACACCUUCUCCAGCAUACGGGACUGGAGGAGGAGCACAACCAGCCUCUCCAGCCCCUCCAGCCCUCAGUACCCCUCUGGAGGAUUCUCCUAUCAGCCCCCACCCCCACCCCAGGCCAGCCCCACACUCAGCACCUACACACCCGAACAACAGGGCUUCAGGCCUGGAUCAGAUAAGCUGCGGAGGAGCAUGCCCAACCUGUUCAGGGCUCCCAGUGUGCCUAGUCCACUGAGCCCAGCCAAUCACAUCGGCUCUCCUUCCACCCUUCGGAACAGUCUGAGCUUCGACUCGUCCAAUGGGCUGGCCAGCAGGCUACAGUCCUCCAUCCCUUCACCCGGUCAGUUGCAGAACAGAGUCCAGAGUGUGGGGAACUUCCAGUCAUUGUCACGGCAACCUCUCAAAGCCACAGCCUACGUCAGCCCCACUGUGAAAGGGCCAGUUACCAUGCCGACCUCCCCCAGUCUGCAGUCCCUGAGCGGCAUCCCCCUCCCCAGUAAACCAGCCGUGGGGGUUGGGGGCACUCCUACACCCCCCCGGAGCAGUCUGCCCCGCCCCGCCUCCUUUAUUGGGACCAGCGCCACACCUCGAAGCAAGAUCGCCCAACCCACACGCAGUUUAUUGACGCCUCCUAAGAGCUUGUCCAGCCUGAGUGCCCUACGAGACGGGAGCUGGAGGGAUGGCUGCUACUGAGAGGGAUGGCUGCUACUGAGAGAGGGAUGGCUGCUACUGAGAGAGGGAUGGCUGCUACUGAGAGAGGGAUGGCUGCUACUGAGAGAGGGAUGGC